Cyclocybe aegerita is the source of this 1731-nucleotide messenger RNA. The record is from the annotation of a GenBank genome assembly. NCBI's taxonomy places the organism in Eukaryota, Fungi, Basidiomycota, Agaricomycetes, Agaricales, Hemipholiotaceae.
AUGCUCGUUAUGUUGGGUUCCAAAACCUCGAAAAAUGCUCAUCUUCGAAUUCUGGCUAUCGACGAAGCAGAUUCCAUAUCCGAGAAAAGCGAACACGAACUUUCCAUCGACCAUGAAGACAUUACUGGCGUGUCAUGCAGUUCCGAAGGAGUUCUGAGUAUUUUGGUUAAGGACGGCGCAUGGCGGUCCUAUCGAAUACAAGGCGAUUCAUUAGCGGACCUUGCUCCUCCUAUAACCCUCUCUGUCCCGUCCAUGCCUCUGUCGAACGCCCUCCUCGCCUUGACUACUUCCCACGUCUUACUCGCUACCGUUUCCUCCCAAGAAAUCAACAUCCUGCUUUGGGAUGUACAAUUCGCGGUCCUCUUAGCUUCUCACAGCGUCCCUGUGCCAUCGAGCCUGUCCUCAUCCUCUCUGCAAAUACGACUCGUCGCAGGCUCUCACUCGCAGCAGAGCCAGAAAACGAAGACUCAAGUGGUCAAUGGUCAAGCCAUCCUUAUCAUAUCUUCCGUGCCUACCAAAAAGCGUCAAGACGAGCCUUUUGAUGCCUCUCAGCAGAAAAGCACCUCAGUUCUCCUCGUCGUGCCCUUUACUGUUCCAUCACAGUCCACAAUCGCUGCUGCCAUGGGCCGCGGAGCUGCUGGCAAAAAGUGGCUGAAGAUAAGCAGUACAUUAAACGAUGCAAGCGCCAGCCAAAAGGGCGCUGAGGAGACCGCCAAGGAGAAAGUGUUGGGCACAAUGAGAGCGGCGAUUUCUAGUGGAAGACCACAGGCUGCUGUGGCGGCAUUUAUGAAGUGGGCACCAAAGGAAGGCCAGGAAACGACAUCGGCUCUGCAGCAUAAUUUUGUCAAAGAAGUUUUGGAAUUGGUCCUCCUUCCAGCCCCAGACUCGAAGGCACUUUCAGCGUAUGCAUCCGAGAUUGUGCGAUACCUCCUUGAACGACAACUUGCGUGCAGUUCCAUGAUUUCGAUGCCAGGAGGACUGUUAGGCGCAUUAAGAUUACGAGCAGACUGGAAAUCCAUCCAGCUGGCUUUCUCAAAAGUCCCCGACCUAACAGAAGUAGAGCUUGUUGAGACGUUGCGGUUUAUCAUAGCACACGAACGUCUCUCCUCCGCGCCAGAUGCAAUGCAAGUCGACCAAACGACUUCAGCAGACAACCCAUUGCCUCUUGCUGCUUACCUUGGUCUCUUAGCCAACUAUUCUACCUCUCGCGGCCCGCUUCUUCUGGCCUUCCGGCGGCAUCUUCAAGAUCCUGAAGACGUAACCAGAGUGCUUAGAGUUCUUGAGAUUUGGGUGGAGAGGAGAGGAAACAUGGGCGAAAACCUCUUCCCUUCUAAUAAAGAGUUGACAAAGACGAACCAGGGCAUGUGGAUCGUCUCAGGUAAGAAGGGUGGCAAUCAGGAUGUCCCUUCGCUGGAACAGAUCGUAAGCCUCUUGCAAACCCUCCUUGACGCGAGCUUCCUGGUCCUCCUCCCAUACAAGCCAGCCCACAGGAGCCUGCGCACACUGCGGGCCCUCCUGAACCCAGAGGUAGCCUUCGCACGUGAGGUGGAGCACUUACGUGGGCCUCUCGAGCCAUUCGCCGUUGCUCAGGAGAAGGCCGUGAAAGAGAGCCUCAUUUCUCCGCAGGAGAGGGAGAGGGAAAGAGAGAAGGGUGAUUGGAGGCAGAGGCGGAAAGCGGGUGCUGCAGGGACAGACAUUGGGGUUUAUCAGUUAGAAGAACUUGUCAUUUAA